Molecule: messenger RNA, 623 nt
Organism: Perkinsus marinus ATCC 50983
Lineage: Eukaryota; Perkinsozoa; Perkinsida; Perkinsidae
Exons: 5
Coding region: 32-487 (151 amino acids)
Source: RefSeq, a predicted model, not a curated record
AGAGUUCUAUUGUCACGACCAGUGUGACUCUAUGGCUCUGCGUCGUUCGUCCGCUCGUCUGAAGCACUUCUUCACGGACGGCGCCAACGACUACGUCACUGGUUGGGAAAACACGCCACCUUUGAAAUUCCCUGCUAGUGUUAUGAAGCCGUGUGACUACUCUAUGACCAAGCCUAUCCCUAAGCACUGGAAACUGCGUGGAUCGGGCAUACAUGGUCCGGAGAAUACGGAUCUGAUGAAGCUCGUAUUGUGGAACCGACUGAAGCAGAAGAGACCACAAAGGGAGGUGCCCAACAUCAACUACUUGAAAGAUUCGAUCAGGCUGGAACUGUCAGUCAACUGGUGGUUGAUGAGUUGUAUCUUCCUAUGGGGGCCAUGGUUGCACUGGGGUCAGGAGUAUCAAAAGGUGCAUGAGCAGCCACCGUGGGCUAUGAAGCGUAUAGAUGGUCUGCGUGGUGAAGGUUAUUUCACUUGGUUCUUGGAGUAAGCAUUGUCGUAUCAGGGAAGUAGGAUCUGUGUCUACGUCCUGUGGACGGGGAAGAAAGUACAUGAUGACGUGGCUCACGUCAUCUCGUGGUCAUCUUUUUGAUAUAAUGAUACAAAGUCGGGCUAGUCUUAAUACG